Molecule: messenger RNA, 766 nt
Organism: Colletotrichum navitas
Lineage: Eukaryota; Fungi; Ascomycota; Sordariomycetes; Glomerellales; Glomerellaceae
Exons: 1
Coding region: 138-725 (195 amino acids)
Source: RefSeq, a predicted model, not a curated record
GUCAUCUCAACCGAAUAGAAAGCUGCAGAGAGAGCUCUGGCUGUGCUCCUCGUACAAGCCCCCUUGCCGAUUGUCCCUUGUCUGCGCAUGGAUGACGGGUUCGUUUGCUUGCAAACCUUCCGUGAUGUGAUCGAUGCAUGUUCGCGCCGCAAGGCGCUAGGCGCAAGACGGAGACCAGGUCCGGUACCGGGGCUGACGGUCGGCAUCACCGCGCCCCCCUCCCUCCCCCUCGUGCGGCGCCGCCGGUGCGAGAUCACGGUCUUCCGGCGAGACGGGUGGGGAGUUCGGUGGUCCCAGCAAGCGCAGGAGGAGGGGUUCGAAUCGGAAACGUGGCUGGGCGGGAUGCUUCGCUGGAAAAAACUACCCAUAAAAACAGAACAGAAGGCGAACGAACACACAAGAUCAUGCUACGCCCCCAGGCAUUCCGAUACCCAGAUCAGGGAGUAGUAGUAAUCGACCUCCGGUCUGGCGGCGUGAGGAGCCGGGGUGAGCCCUCCAGGGCAAAACGCAGUCCCGACAAUGUCUGGGCCAGGCGAAGAGUAGGUAGCCGGGCGGAUUUCGAAACCGCAUUGAGAGCCAGCCGUACAUCGGAUCAGGGUGGGAUCGGCCGGGAGGGCUUUCGGCCUGACGAUGACGUAUUGACCAUGACUCGAUUGCCGACGACUACCUAUGCCAUAUUUUUCACCGGCGUUUCUGCAAAGGGCGAAGCAGUCGGUGGCAGUUGAUCACUUCCCCCGGGUGCAAGAGAGAUAGAUACAAGAGAGUU